UUGCCACCUCUGUAAAAAAAACGGUGCUACAGCGGGAUGUGAUGUAAAACGUUGUAAGCGCUCGUACCAUUAUCCCUGCGCCAUAGAGGAUCGUGCCAGAGCCCUUGAAGACCAUUUUAUACUGUUCUGUGAAUUACAUGAUCCAGAAUCCCCCCAAAAAAGUUCGCCAGACGGUCGAAGGCCUAACAUGAAAAGGCCUGACAGGAGAGAUUCUGAUUCAUCUACAGGGUCGUCAGAAGUGAAUUUGCCCAAAAAGAAGAAGAACGUGUCAUUUAUUUUGUUAGAUUCUGAUGAUGACACUGAAUAUUUGCAUCCUCCAGUAGAGUCAGAUAUAGAGGACUUUACACCUUCAAAUCAGAACAAUCCGUCAACUCCUGAUCCUGAAAGUAAAAGACCCUGUGCAAAGCCCAGUCCAUCAACCACAGAUACAAAUAAACACAGUGUGUGUUCAUUAAACUUAACGUCUGCUCAGAAGGCUUGUGGAUCAGCAGACAAUCCAGGAGCAUUGCAUGGCAUGAGUAAACGUUAUCCAUAUAUGUACAGAGCAUGUACGUUUCGAUCGCUAAAAGUGGGAACGCCCAGAAGGGGAAAAAAUAAACGCAUUCUAGACUCCGAUGAUGAAAGCCCAACCAGCACUGACCGUGUAGUAGCUCCAGGGGUGUCAGAUCUGGAGGACUCUAUGCUUCAAAAACAGCCCAAUCAGUCCACUCCUGUGCCUAAAAAAACAAGGCCGUGUGAAAAACUUAAUCCAUCAACCACAGAAGCUGACGAUGACACCGACAUUGAUUCAGAAGAGUCUCAGAGUAUGUUACCAUCAAAAACGUACCAUAUCACUAUUCCCUGUAGCGUUAUUUUGAACUCUGGUCUCUUUGCAGAAUCAGAGCACAGUCUAGAACCUUCUUCACCUGCCGGCGCAGCCCCAGCGGCUGUGUCUACCUCACCUGGGUCUGUCACUGCCCCUGAACAAAAGGAAACACCAUCCACAAACAGAACUUCUCCACCACCCAGAGCUCCAACCACUGACCCUGUCUCACCAGGUACCAUUUACUCUCUGCCUACCCUGGACUAUUUCAUCUGUGAUCACUCGGGUCAACCCGGGUCACCUCAGCAUUCAAGGCCCACUGUAGACGUUCCAGCAGUCCCUUCGACAGGGGUUUCUUCAUCACCAGGUCGUCUCGCUGCAGCAGAUGCUUCUGAUGUGGGUGCCACAGUGAAAUCUGAGUCCAGUGCCACCAUAUUUUGGACCAGAUGUAAUGAGGCCGGGUGGACUAACGAAAUCUUCUCAGAGCUUGUGUCUCAGCUGAGCAGCCUAGGAGAAAGAGUGCAGUCACAGAAAGCCAGCCACCAAGACUAUGAUGUUGCUCUCAAAGUGUUGGGGGCAUCUGGACGGCUGCCUUGCAUUAUUACUCAGCUGGAACAAGACCUGGAGAAAGAGGAACGGGAUUUGCGGAGGAAAGAAGCAGCACUGAGGGAUGCCAAAGCUGUACUAGAUGUUUAAUAUAAACAAUCUAACAGACUUUAGAUGUUUUAUUAUUUUUAGCAAUGAAUUUUUUCAAUGUUUAUUUUUUAAGUCCAGAACAUUUCUGCAGUUUGCCUAUGUUAUAUGUUUUUUUAAUGGGGGUUUACAGUAUGUCAGUGACAGAAAUAUUAUGAAAUAUGUCUGCAUAUGCCGUUUUGAUAUGAUCAUUCUUCUGUU
Molecule: messenger RNA, 1696 nt
Organism: Sinocyclocheilus rhinocerous
Lineage: Eukaryota; Metazoa; Chordata; Actinopteri; Cypriniformes; Cyprinidae
Gene: phf11
Product: PHD finger protein 11
Exons: 19
Coding region: 188-1498 (436 amino acids)
Source: RefSeq, a predicted model, not a curated record